ACCUCUUAUGUAGUAUACUCAAAUUUGGUUUAAGAGACGCUACAUGUCAUCUAUCUAUUGGGAGGAAAUUUUUUUUUGGGAAAGAUCGAUUUUAUUUUUUUUCCUCUCUCUCUUUCUCUCACGAUUGAAUCCCUGAAACGAGAAAACAAUCGAUCUAAUGGUUACGGCGAUGACGGUAGUGAUGAUGAUGAGAUCGCUGCGCCGCCGAAACAUUUGAGUUGGGCUCAGAGUUUGAUCGGAAUCCAUGAGAAGAUCGUAGAUGAGUGGAAGAAGAAAGAGAAGAAAGGAUCUGCUGGAUUCAUGGAGGAGAUGACGAGGAUGGAGAAGCUUGGUCACUCGUUGAUUGAAUUCGCCGAUGGAUUUCAUUAUCCGGCGGAGAAAGAUGCUGCUGAAUCUGCGGCGGCGCAAGUGGCGGAGAUGGCGGAGAUAUGCCGGAGAAUGGAGGAGGAGCUUGUGCCGUUACAGCAACAGAUCAGAUUAGUUUUUCUUGGUGUGUUAAUAGGUUCCGUCCAAUUGAGGCUCUUGGACACUUUGUGUUGUGGGCGUUUGAUUGUAUUCUCACAGAUUUGGUUGCAAUAUUUGUUGCAUUAGCAAUGGUACUACGUAGGAAACCUGAUGCUUUGACUAAUGUACUACCAACUUUGAGGGAAAAUGCUAAGUAUCAGGGACAUGACAAGCUUCCUGUUACAGUUUGGAUGAUGGCUCAGGCUUCCCAAGGUGAUCUAUCUGUAGGUUUGUAUUCAUGGGCGCACAACUUGUUACCUGUUGUUGUUAAUAAGAACUGCAACCCUCAGGCAAGGGAUCUCAUCCUGCAUUUGGUUGAGAAGUGGACCAUACUUGUUAAUGAAGCUGUUAGGAAAGGAGAGCGACUGGUUCCUCCUCCUUCAUUUGAGAUGUUGAUGCGUCUUACAAUCCCCGCUUCAUCCGCAAGAGUAAAGACUACAUAG
Molecule: messenger RNA, 947 nt
Organism: Camelina sativa (false flax)
Lineage: Eukaryota; Viridiplantae; Streptophyta; Magnoliopsida; Brassicales; Brassicaceae
Source: RefSeq, a predicted model, not a curated record